AUGCGUCUGUUCGCCGUUCUAGGCCUCAUCACGUUGUGUCUGACUCCACAACCCACUUCUCUGAAAAGUUAGCUCUCCGCGUUUAGAUCCAGCCAAGAGUGUAGCGUUAAUUUCAGCAAAUUCUUCUUCGCUCCGCCAAAUCUGCGACGAUCUCUCGAUCCUUGGACGCAUCGUGAACGCGAUUGCGAUCCACGAGGGACUCGCCACCGAUUCCAUCCGACUCGUGGAUCUUCUCGCCGAACUCUUCGACGUGGAAUCGGGAAACGGACUGCUGAGACUGAAGGAGCUGACGAUCGACUCGAAAUCGCUCACAUCGGACGUCGAUUCGAUUCUCCAAAAAAUUGGCAAGUUGAAUGAGAAUCCAGUGGCCGGCGCGUCUCAAGUCAAACUAGCGAUUGAGCUGCUCACCUCAAUGCAAGAGCAUCUAGGCGAACUCGAGAAGGCAACAAAUGCGAGUCUGACGUCUGCGUUCGUCAACGCCUCAAAAAGCGCCAUUAGGGAAACGAGCCAUUCGAGUUUGCUCAGUACUGCCAAGUUCAAGACACUUUUCUCUCAUUUGAACGACAUCAACACAAUGAAACGUGUCGAUGCGAGCGAUUUAAGCAGUAUCCAGAUUGAUAUGGUGAAAAAAAUUGGAAAAGAUAUCAAAGAAAUGUGGGUAGACGUCGAGAAUCAAAUUCUUGAUCUAAAAGACUACGAGAAAAAGCUGGAAAAAACGUUGGCGAUCGAAGGAAAUUUCAAAGUUUUAGAGCCGGUCGCCAAGCUCGCAUUUUUUUCGCAGCAAUACAAGCGAAACGAAUUGCUUUUCAAUUCGUUAUCAGCUAAGCUGCAAUUGCUGAUGAACGAUGUGAACAAUCUUCUUCCGAUCGCAAGCCUUCACACAAAGUUCUCAGCUGUCGGUUCCGCCCUCAAGGCCUGCCAUCCGUACGUGACCGAGCUGACGUCUCCGAGGACGUCGGCACGUAUUCUGACGAGAGGAUUCGCAAGUGGAAUCAAAGAUUUUGCGCGCUUCCCGCACGACAUCCAAAGUGAGUGGUUCAAGGAGAAGAUCGCCGCUGGAAAGGAGGUAAAACGGUUGGAAGAUGCGCUUCGACACUCAACACACUUCAGCGAGAAGGUUUAUGAAAUGGGGGAGAGCUGGAACAAGUACCGCAAAGUGCAGAAUCCUUCCGAAUUGACGAAUGCAACAGUUCAACUGUUGGAAGGAAUGGCCAAGGACGGAAAGCAUCUGCACGGAAUCGCCAAUCUGCAAGAUUCGAUGAACGUGACGGCGGACAUCUUCGAACGCCUCAGACCGAUUCCCUACGCUCCGUUGUUUGCCGAUUUCCGAUACGUUGUCGAGUAUAGCGGCAAUUUUAGUGAGCAAGUGGGGCUCCUCAAAGCGGCUCUCGAGCAAUACGCCGGAAAGGAGCACACGCAAAUUGUGAGUGCGCUCGAAAAAGUACGUGAGCAUUCUGAGGAAUUUGCAAGGGACGAUAGCGACAAUAUCACCACAGGCAACGUCUUUGACUACAUAAAACGAGUUGCGGAGACGGAAGGUUUUCAAGAGACACUUCAAUUUCUGAACGAUACGUCGACUCUUCUGGAACCUUUCUUUCAAAGCAAAUACUUCGCAAGCUUAUCGAAUCGCCCUAACUGGGAAUCGGUUCAAUCUGUCCAGUCAUCUUUCGGAGAGACCAAUGUCAUGGAAACUCUGAAACGUCUCAAGAAUGCCACGUAUAACGCGCCAGGUGUCGAGAAAGCGAUUAGGUUUGGGAUCGACAUUCGAAAAGCGGAAAAAGGAGUCUUUUUCGAUGCGAAAUCCCUGUUCAACUCAAUGGGCAAGAUGAAAAAGGCGGCGGUGGGCGUGAUCAGUGCAUCAGCAACGUCAGCGAGAAGACGUCGGGCACUCGACGGCAAGAAGACACUGAAGAAGUUGGAGAAGCCGGACGAAAUGACGACGAGCGUUGCAAGAGGAGUGGAUACGCUCCGGAUGAUGUCCGACGUGCUCGACGGCAAGGAUCACGUGCUGGCGGCGGUCGAUGCUUCACGAGAAGUGGAUGCAGUCAUCGGAGCACUUCCGACGAUCAACGCAUCGUGGACAAGGAUCCGACGCCGAACGUGGCCUGGUAUUACAUCGUGAUUGGCGUCGGCGGCGUGCUCGUCUUCCUGACGAUUCUGAUCGUCUUGAUUCGGAAGGCGUGGAAGAUGCGGAAGACAAGCAGAGACCAUACUCGUGAGUUUUUGUCUGUUUGUUCUCUUUUUAGUGCCCUGUUUUUGUCGUCCACCUCGAUUCCGAAUCGACGAUUUGCAGAGCCGGAUGGAAAGAGUCGAGCAAAGAUUCGAAAAAGCCGGGAAAGGAGAAGAAGUCGACGGACGGCCACUCGACACGAAAGAGCAGAUGAAGACGCCGAACUCGAAUAAUUUGACCCGCUCGAUUCCAUUUCAAUUUCAAAAAUCGAUUUGAAAACGUGUUUGCCAUCAUUGAAUAUCGACAAUACUUGACUACCGUACAUACUGUACCAGUUGGGCGCCCAGGCAAAGUGAGUUUCAACCUCGAGAGCUGAGUUGAGCGGAAGAACUUAACGGAAGAAUUUUUAUCUUUUUUAGAAAAUUUUUUCAUGAAAUGUGAUCAACUGACAAAAUGUAGAGCAACGGGAACUGUGCUCAUAGAAAAAUAAUUGUAAAUUUAGCGUUUCAUACAAAAAAGUUGAUCGAGUUGUUGCGUGAAAAAAGGAGGCUAACGGAACAACUCGAAUAACUUUUUUGUAUGAGCAGCUAAAUUUACAAUUAUUUUUCUAUGAGCACAGUUCACUUUGCUCUACAUUUCGUCAGUUGAUCACAUUCCAUGAAAAAAUUUUCUAAAAAAAAUAAAAAUUCUUCCGCGCUCAACUCUGCUAUUUACGGUGUCUGCUGAAGCACACAAUUCGAAUUUAGUUGCGCGCAGUGAACGCAUUCUCAACUAUUAUCCAUUUUGCGUUCCGAAUGCCCUCCUAUUUCACGUCUUGCUAAUGCUAAACAUCACUUGUUUACCCCUCUCUCUCUCUCGGUCCCGAUUUCUCUCUCUCUCUCUCUCUUCUUCUCUCCACCCUCCUCGAUUUCACCCGCUUUUUGCCGCCGUCUUUGACAUGUUUGUGGGGGGGCAGUGUAGUCUAGUUUUUCGAGCAAAAUGCAUUUAAAAAACCGUGUGUGGGGACACUGAAAACGUGUCGGAAAUGUCGCUAAUAAUAGUGAUUUCACUCAAAACGAGUGAUAAAGUGAGUGGCUACGCAAUUCCUUGAAAAUUUUUGAUAAAUUCCUCUAAAAACAAUAUUUUUUCUUUUUUUUUCAGAAGCUACUUCGAUUCUUCGACAAAACAAUGGAUACUCGACACGAUGCGCACAAUUUUGGGGAUUUUGUAAACGAGCGAGCGAAAAGUGAACCGAUAAUAUCGGCGGCUCUUUUCAGAAACUCAAGUUAUUCGGUUUUUUAUCGAGCGCUCUGACGGGAUUCUCGGUUUGGAUGAUGAAGCGGCGAAACGACAAACAGGAAGAGGUGAUAAGCGCUUUAUUUGGCUCAUUUUUGAGCACAUUUUGUUGUUGGAAACUUCUUUGGAAACAUCCUGGAAAAGUGUGUCCGUUUUGAACGACUAUUGUAGACUUCAAAGAGGUUCUUUGGUUCUGAAAAUUGUUGAGCAUAAUCUUGACACUUGGUACUGUAUUUUUGUAGUUGAUAACUUUGUUGUACGAGCAGCACCGGGGGUACUGUAGCUUCGCGAAGUUGGGAUUGAUGGCUCUGCGCUAGGCCCAACUUCCAAGAGCUACAGUAGCCCGGAGAGGCGUUGUAGAGAAAAAGUGUCAACCGCAAAAAUAAAGCGCAAACCUUGUACUAACUUUUUGUAAUUGACAACUUUUUGCUACAACCAUUCCCUGGGCUACUGUACCUCAGCUGACCACCCAACAUGCACAUUUCAGAAUCGUCGCCCAUUGCAAGCACCACCACUUUUCUUUCAAUUCGUUUGUACGCCUGUUGCUGAUCAAAUGUGCACACCGACCGAUAAGGACUAUUGGAAGAGCAUCGAGGCGAGUUUUUGCCACUUUAUCACAUUUUGUAUCGAAACGUUUCAGGAGGCGUCAACAAUUGCGACGCCAACGCUUUCGAGCACUCUCAAUUUGCUCAUUCUUCUGUUCAUAAUCCCGUUUACGGGCAAAGUUUGCGAAUUUCUAAGAAAAUUGUGGAAUUCGGCACCUAAAAUCAUAUUCUGGCCUUUGCGACUAUUCAAAUUCUGUCUGAAACUGUUCUUCUGGAGAAUUCCAUUAAAAUUCACGGCCGAAGUCUACGCAAUGUUCCGGACUCUUUUGAAAUACGUUCUUUGCCCAUUUUAUUGGUGCUUACGGAUAUGUUUCAAAGACUCUGGAUCUAGAGGGUAUCAACCGUGAGUUAAUGAAUAAUUCGGAGUGAUUCUUGUCAUUUCAGACUCCCAGGAAACGAUAAUAGUGGAAAUGACGGUGAGUUGUCGAGUCGAGAGAAUCUUUGAACGAGUAUUGUAGCCUUCACACUAGUCUUUUGGUUCUGAAAAUCGUUUUGCGAGUUCUUGACAUUUAGUACUGUAUCUUUGUAGUUGAUCACUUUUUUGUAGGAGCAAAACCAGGGGUACUGUAGCUCUAGAAAGUUGGGACUGAUUUCCUUCGGCUCUGGGUUAGGCCAAACUUCCAAGAGCUACAGUAAUCCAGGAAGGGGUUUAAGACAAAAAGUAUCAACUACAAAAAUAUCAAACAAGGCUUGAACUUCAUUUUUGCACUUGACACUUUUUCUCUACAACCUCUCUCUGGUGUACUGUAGCUCUUGGAAGUUUGGCCUAACCCAGAGCCGAAGGAAAUCAGUCCCAACUUCGCGAAGCUACAGUACCCCCGGUUUUGCUCGUACAAAAAAGUGACCAACUACAAAAAUACAGUACCAGAUGCCAGGAUUUCAAAAUCAGCGGCAUUCUCUAAAGCCUUCAUGUUUAGACGGGGUAAGCGACGAAAUCAUGCGUUCGUUCCACAGACAAAUGAAUGAAUACGGCAAUUCGCUCGUACACUCCACAACGGAGCGGAUUCGAGAGGAUCAAGAGGCGAACCGAGCGCGUGAGGCGAAAAUGAAGGCGGAUUUGGCGGAAUACGAGAAAUCUCUCACAAAACCGACCGAACAAGCGUUGCGACGAGAAGACGAGGCGAUGGAAAGACGGAGAAGAGUGCAAGCAGAGUUGAGAGCCGCGUACGUCUAACCAAAAAUUGGAAGAAGAAGUGAAAGAAGACACGUUGCAGGAUGAAAAGAAUGACAGAAAUGAGGGAAAACCGGUUCGAGAGCUUCAGCGACGAUGGAAAUAAGGCGAGAAGACGGGAAAUGGAGGAGGAGGAGUUCCGGAAACGGCUCGCGGAGCAGGAGAGACAGUGUCAGGAGCGCGUCGACGAGUUGAGGAGGCAGACCGACGAAAUUGAGGUUCGCAAACGUUCUUGGCGCCACCGCGCGGCUUUUGUGCAUUUUUGCGCGUCGGUGUGGCUCUACGUACAGUGCAUUUUAUGUUACGCGCAAAUUUCUUUUUUUUUUAGUUUUUGAUGAAUUUUCUCCAAAUAUUCAUCUUUUUAAAGCGUUUUUCUCCACUUUCUACCUCAAUUAGACCUUUUUACAGAUUCCAGAUGAAGUAAUACGCGAAAAGAAGUCGAUUCGAUGAAAAGAAACGCGUAAGUAAGUAAAAGUAAGGUUUUGUUCAGAAAAUGCACGAUUUCUCGAAAAACGUGACUAGAUUUUCUAAUCUUUUCCUUAAAAAACUUUCCUUACAUUACUCAGCAUGUUUUCGAACCAAAAAGAAGUAGAGUGACAGCUCGAUUUCGCGAAAAAACCGAUAGUUUGCCGGAAGACAGUGAAAUUUUUUUGAAAAAAUUUUUUUUUUGCUUCUGCGAACUGUCACUCUUCUUUUUUUUGAUUCGAAAACAUUCACAGUCAUGUAAGUGAACUAUUUCAACAAAAAAAUUCGAAAAUCUAGAGACGGUUUUUGAAAAAAAAAAUUUUUUCAACGAAAUGUCACUGUUUUCCCGCAAAAGACAAAUUUUUACGCGAAAGCGAGCUGUCACUUUACUUUUUUUUAUUUGAAGACAUUCACAGUCAUGUUAGUGAACUUUUUAAAUCAAAAGAUUAGUAAAUCUAAAGACUUUUUUCGAGAAAUCGUAUAUUUUCUGAAUAAAACCUUACUUUCACUUACUUACGCGUUUCUUUUCAUCGCAUCGACUUUUCUUCGCGUAUUACUUCAUCUGGAAUCUGUAAAAAGGUCUAAUUGAGGUAGAAAGUGGAGAAAAACCGCUUUAAAAAGAUGAAUAUUUAGAGAAAAUUCAUCAAAAACUAAAAAAAAAAAGAACUUUGCGCGUAACAUAAAAUGCACUGUACGCAGAGCCACACCGACGCGCAAAAAUGCACACCAUUUGGCUGCGUAUGUUGCGACGGCGCGCAACACGUUUCAGCCCACUUUUUUCCAGAGAAAAACGGCAGAAGACGUGGAGAACGCGCUUCGUGACUUUGAGCACAGAUCCUCCGUCUAUUGGCAAUGCGUACGCAUGCAAUUGCGUUUCGAGGCCGAAGAACAGAAAUGGUCCGACUUUUUGAGCGAAUUGCGAAAGGCGCUCGUCAAAAUCUCGACGUCCUACUCUAAACUACACGGCGAAGUACGUUUUUUGAGCGAUUUGCUCUAGGUCCGAAAAAAAAGUCUAUACACCGCUUCUUCUGGCUUUCAGAUUUGCGAAUACCUCAAAGAGCCGGACGAUCGCCUGAACAAGGACUUUUUUGAGGUUUUCCAGCUGGAACAUGUAAAAAUGAGCACUUGUUUUGCAGAGAGAGGCAAAAAUGUUUGGUAGCAAGGUGCAGACUGCUCAAAUGAUGCUCAUCUACUCAUUUGCAAACUUGAAAGAAGUUUCGGAAAAGUUUGAGGAUAGGAUUUUUGUGAAAAUCAUUAUGGUACGAUAUUGUAGAAUUCCCAGACGUCCAAUGAGUCUGAAAAUGUUUCUGUGAACUCUUGACAUCUAGUACGUCAUUUUUGUAGUUGAUCGCUUCGCUCUAAAACCACUUUUUGGGCUACUGUAGCUACUGGAAGACGACAAUAGUCAGACGCAAGUUCAAAGCGCUACAGUACCCCAUGGAAGUGGUUGUACAAAAAAGUGGUCAACUACAAAAAUGUUUGCCAUUUCUUGUACUUCAUUUUUGUAGUUGACCAUUUUUUUGUACACCCACUCCCUGAGGUACUGUAGCUCUUGGAAGUUAUAAUCACUUUUUUUGCAGAAAUCAGUAAGCCAAGCCGGGAUUACAUGUGAACAAAUCGGACAGAAACUUGUGGAAAUCAUGGUGAGACAUUCAUUAUAUGAAUAUUUACGAGAAAAAUUGAAAUUUUGUUCAGAAAGACCCCACCCGCGAACCGGAAUUGAGGAAAAUAGUGUCCAACUUGUCGCCUCGCUCAAUUCCAAGUACGGACAACCUAAAGAGAACGUCCGUGACUGCGAAACUGGAAGAUUUUGAAGAAUUCGAUAAUAUUCCACUUUCUGAUUGGUAUGACCACUUUUUCCAAUAA
This is a messenger RNA of Caenorhabditis sp. 36 PRJEB53466, 7552 nucleotides long. NCBI's taxonomy places the organism in Eukaryota, Metazoa, Nematoda, Chromadorea, Rhabditida, Rhabditidae. The record is from the annotation of a GenBank genome assembly.